Penaeus vannamei (Pacific white shrimp) is the source of this 2095-nucleotide messenger RNA. The record is from RefSeq and is a predicted model, not a curated record. Lineage: Eukaryota; Metazoa; Arthropoda; Malacostraca; Decapoda; Penaeidae.
CGCUGUGGGAGUCGUAGCCGUCUCAAGUGCUGGCAAGUGAGAAGGAGAGAAUUUGCUCGAAAGGACCUUUCUUCGAAGUCUUAGGGCAGAGGAGCCGCGGCGAGGGGCUCGCUUCCGCCGACAGGGAAGCGCUGUGAGCGGGGAGGGACGGAAGGAGCGACAGGUGCCCCGCGCCCUUUCUCCAGGGAGGACGAAACCUCGAGGGCACUCGACUCAGGACCCAACGCGGUCGAGUGUCGAGCUCUGACGGAGGCAAACAACCCCGACAGGAAAGGGGCGGCUGAAGGGACGAGUCGAGUCGGAGCGCCGUUGUAACGUAACGAAUAAAUUUCCCGCGACUGCACACUGCCAGUGUUAAGAAAUCGCAAGGUUUCCAUUUUGCCCCUUAUUGCAACCACUGAGAGCCGCCAUGGUGUCUACCAAAGAACGCUGCGCUGUUUUCGGUCUUUUCAAGUCGAGUAUCACCGCCUUCCUAGUCAUUUAUGCCUUUCUUCCCGUCGCCGCUUCGCAAGACUGCUACACGCACUUCCAAGUCGACGGCAAUCCCUCGGUUGGCGUCGGCAAGAAUGUCUACGUGACGAAAUCCGACAUCUCCGAGACCCUGCCUACGGGGGACCUGCUGUACACGCUCACUUGGGACAACGGCGGCUCCCCGGGCACGCCCAGCAAUUCGCAGUUCACGGAGUAUUUCGAAUUCGACGCCAGUGAGCCGAAUUCGUGGAAAGUGAAGGUGAAGAAGUCGCUGGAAGGACUACCAGACUUCCCCGACAGCACGGAUAAUAUGGUAUGAACGUCGAGAUUCGGAUUCCCCAAACGUUGCAGUGCUCCGUCCAGAUCAGCCACGACUUGAGGGACGAGAACACCGCCGACCCACAGUUCGACGCCCCCUCCUACAGCGUGGCCAUCCGCGAGGACUACCCGAUCGAGUUCGACAUCGCCGAUCUGCAGAUAAAAGUGAGCGACUUUGACAAAGAUUCACCGAACAACCAGUUUGCCGUGGCGGUCGAGGGCAGCCAGUGUCCUCUGAAGGCCUCGCAAGACACCUACACAAGCGUAAAUGGCACACAGACCCUCGUCACACUCAGGCUGACCACUGAGUUAAAUUAUGAGGAACAACAGCAGCUCACGUGCACACUCAAGGCUCAGGACUUGGGCACUCCAGCCCGUACGGCCACUGCUGGUCUAACGGUCAACGUAGAGGAUCGCCCGGACGAACCGCCAGUUUUUGGGUACAAGUUCUACUAUUCGAUCCUUGAGAGCUCUAUGAACGGGGAGGUCCUUGAUGUCAAACCAGAGGCAAUCCUAGCUGAGAAUGUCGAAGGCACUGGCGUAACUUACUCUAUGGAGAACGCUCGCAGCGACGUUAACGGCUUGGAGUACUUCACCAUCGACAGCAGCAGCGGGGCGGUCAGUGUAAAGAAGGAUCUCGAAGACAGCUUCCUUGAACUCGAGAGAGUCAGUUUCAUCCUUAAGGCUGAAGCCACGACCGGCGGCAGCGGCGCAGAUUUCUCUGUGCUGGAGGUGACCCUGCCGCCCGUUCCCACUACCACCCGCGCCCACCACUACGCCACCACGACCACCCACCGCCACACCACUACCCCACUGAGGCGACGUGCCCCACCUGCACAUGCCCGACCACCGAGUCCCACGCCCUGGACCACCUCGCUGCCACGUGUCCACCUUGCACCACUGAGGCGGCCACGUGUGAGCCUUGCACCACCAGUACGCCUUGCCCGACCUUGCCCACGGGUGAGUCGACCGUCGCUGCCACGGAGUGCCCUACCUGUGCCCCGUCAACACUCUCUACCUGGCUGUCCACCCUUGCCAGCACCACCUCAUGCCCUCCCUGCCCCACCGCCGCCACGCCAGGUACCACUACAACCCCUCAUGAUACCGAGCCUACCUACACAUCAGAUGCUACCACGUGCCCACCUUGCCCCACCACAGCCAUGCCAGGCACAACCAUCACUCCUACAACUUGCCCAACGACAUGCCCCGAAUGCCCUUCAACGGAAGGACCUACAACAUGCCCCGAAUGUCCUUCCACAGAAACCCCUACAACAUGCCCCGAAUGCCCUACCACUUGCCCUUCAAC